This is a messenger RNA of Chlorocebus sabaeus (green monkey), 1855 nucleotides long. RefSeq names its product chromosome 23 C5orf52 homolog (gene C23H5orf52). Lineage: Eukaryota; Metazoa; Chordata; Mammalia; Primates; Cercopithecidae. The record is from RefSeq and is a predicted model, not a curated record.
CAGGCACCAUAUUAGGGGUUGGAGAUACUGAAAUGUACAAGACAGUCAUGGCCCCUUUUCUCAGAGCUCAAAGUCAAGUGGGGGAAACAGACAUUAAAUAGGCAGUUACAGGCAGACAGAGCUUGAAAAGAGGAUAACAGUGGCUACCUUAAAAGGAUGUUGUGAAAUUAAAUGAGAUAAUCCAGGUAAAGAGUUUUAUCAGGACUUGGCACAGAGUAAGCCCUCUGAAAAUGAUAACUAUUUUUCUUGCUUUGGAUAGGGAAGUUAAAAUGCAGGGCUCUGUGGAAGUGAAGUGUAAAGAGAGAUUUAUUCCAGGUCGGAGGCUAGGGAGUCACAAAGACCGCCUGAAGAAAUCACGAGAUCUGAAGAACGUUUAGCUUGAGGCAGAGGGAGGGGAGAAAAAAAUAGCAACUCAGUAGCAGUUCAGUUUCACCACUUUACAGCCUAUGAAGUCUUUGGCUUCCCUCAUCUGGUUCGAUCUUCAAACCUAAUCAGACCGGCAUCUAGAGUUAAUAUUUCCAUUUUACACAAGAGGAAAGAGAGACCCAGCGGGAAAAAAUGACUUGUUCAGAGUCAUAAAGCAAAGUCCCAAAGCAAGUCUUUCUGGCCCAUUAUGUGUGGGAAAAGCGAACAAACACCAUGGGGCGUUAGCGAAAUACUAGGUUACAAACGUGGAACAAAGUCUAAGAGUUAACGAGAGCCAGGCACUACUUAUUAUAGGGGUUGGCCAGGGGUUUCCUGGGGGAGCUGGCAUUGGAAUAGGCUUCUUCGCCUGCUCGGUGUCAAGACCCCUCAGGAGAGUGGCGGAUUCGUUCCGGAAGCAGCCGCCCAGCGAAGCCUCGGGUAAGGGUCUUCUGGAAAGAGACCAGUCUGGAUGCUGGAGCCUCAAUCCCCGUUGGCCUAGCACUUUGGUUUCCAUAGCAAUUGUCUCUCGUCGCAGAAAGGUAUUGCCUGUGCUGGGUCUUCAGAGAAAUCCAGGCCUCAGCUCCACGCCCCUGAGCAGCUCCACCCUGGCUCAACCCGUUACCCGCUCCGACAGCAAGACUGGGUCACCGCCGUCCCCGCGUUGAAGCGGAUAGGAUCUGCUCAGCUCACUGCACCCCACUUCUUCCGGAGCCGUCCGUCUCCAUGGCAACGCGCCAGGUCUCACCACGGCGGCCGCCGAGAGACAAUAUUACUGCGUCCGUAGCCGCCGGGCUCUGCGUGCAUGUCCAACAGCACCUAUCCCUUUCCCCGCCUAUGUGUCUCCCAGGCAACGCGCGGCUCUCGGCUCAGGGCUCCGCCCAGGCACUCACUCCGCGUCAGCGCAGGGCCACCUAGCUGGGCUGGCAACCAGCCUCCAGUUUCCAACUCUUUCUCCAAUAGGGAAGCCGCAAUGACACAGCCAACUAGGCCCUUGGUCACCUGGGACCUGGGAUCCUCCACGAUCUAUGGGACCGCCCCCCAGGCGACCACCAGUUCUGCCGCAACCUCGAACUACCAGCUGGGCUCGAACUACCAGCGCGAUAGACUCGGCCGCCGCCAAGACAUCGGCGUAGGGAGUCAGCCGCAGGUCUGCUUCCCGCGGCCGCGGACCGCGCAGCAGCCGGUGCUCUUCAGCAUAAUGAAUUCCAGUGAAGCAGCAAUGAAAAAAACUUUACCCAAGAGCCAUUUAUCUCGGGUGAUUAUUCAUGAUAACCGCAUCGCACAACGAAUCUAUGAGAUGGAGGUGAACGCUUUAGAGAAGACCAAGAAAAAGAUGAACCACUACUAUGAACACCUGAAAAAAAAGUUCAUGACAGAGCAGCUCAGAAAGCUGGGGCGAUAGAGAGAUGAAUCCGUGAACAACCAGUACUUAACCUUUGGGGUACCAUGA